GAGAAUAAAGUCAUGUUAUUUUUAAGUAGCCUGCACCGAAACGUUGUAGCUUCUGUUAGACAUGGACGUGGAGGAUUUCAUUAAAUCCUAUUUUAGGAUGGGAUUUUGUAAUAAAGAGAUCCUCCAUCUCUUAGCACAUCAACAUGGAGUUAUUAUAAGCAUCCGGACACUGCAGCGGUUAUGCAGAAAAUUGAAUUUAUUCAGAAGAAAGAACCAGACAGACAUUCAAGAAAUUGCCUCUUUCGUGCAAUCUGAAAUGGCAACCAGUGGUCGACUCCAAGGAUAUCGAUGGUUACAUCUGCGUGCUAUUCGAAGAGGAUACGUUGUUUCUCAAGAGAAUAUGAGGAUGAUAAUUAAAGCAAUAGACCCUGAAGGAGUGGAACACCGGCGCGCUCGACGUCUCCGGCGUCGCCAGUACUUCAGCCGAGGUCCGAACGCGUUGUGGCAUAUGGAUUCAUAUGAUAAACUCAAGCCGUACGGCAUUGCAAUUAAUGGUUGCAUUGACGGCUUUAGUCGGUUUGUGUUAUGGAUGGAAGCGUACAAUACUAACAGUGACCCCAAAGUAAUAGCAGCCUACUAUAUUUCCACUGUAACAGGCAUUGGGGGUUGUCCCGAGCGAUUGCGUGCCGACCCUGGGACGGAAAAUGGACAUGUCAAAGACAUGCAAGUUUUCCUGCGGAGAAACCACACAGACGGCUAUGCAGGCGAGAAAAGUUUCAUGUAUGGAUGCAGCACGGCAAAUCAGCGCAUAGAAGCAUGGUGGGGUAUCCUGCGUAAACAAAGUGGACAGCUUUGGAUGGACAUCUUUCAGACCCUCAGAGACGACGGGCAUUUCUCUGGUGAUUUCUUGGACAAAAAUCUAAUACAGUUCUGCUUUCUUAACCUUAUCCAGGAUGAAUUAGAUGAAGUUGUGAGAACAUGGAACACCCACCAAAUAAGACCAAGACCAGGCCAGGGAAUGCACGGACUACGGCCUGCUUUGAUGUUUUCUAUGCCAGAAAUUUAUGGUGCAGGGGAGGACAAACUCAAAUGUGUUGACCCUGAGGAAGUGGCGGUUUGCAAAGAGGAGAGCACCCCAAAAGGGCCAUACCCCUGUGACAAGACUGUGUUUGAGCUCUGCACACUUCUUAUGGAAGAAAAAGGAUUAACUGCUCCUACAGACCCAUACCAUGCAGCUGAAGUGUACAUUCUGUUAAGAAAUGAGAUACUAGAAAAUAUCUAGAAAGAAAAACUUUUAAUGUUUUAAACUUGAGCUCUGAUCUUAAGACUCAGACUGUUUCAGAAAAU
Paramisgurnus dabryanus is the source of this 1287-nucleotide messenger RNA. RefSeq lists its product as uncharacterized. The record is from RefSeq and is a predicted model, not a curated record. Lineage: Eukaryota; Metazoa; Chordata; Actinopteri; Cypriniformes; Cobitidae. Gene Ontology annotation, biological process: DNA integration.